This is a messenger RNA of Chelonia mydas (Green sea turtle), 2681 nucleotides long. RefSeq lists its product as uncharacterized. Bases 1724 to 2668 code for a protein of 314 amino acids. The record is from RefSeq and is a predicted model, not a curated record. NCBI's taxonomy places the organism in Eukaryota, Metazoa, Chordata, Testudines, Cheloniidae. The transcript has 2 exons.
UUGAACAUUGUGAGCUGGUUGUGUUUUAGGGUUUUCUCCAUGACACAUUGUUUCAUUUAUUGUAAUUGAUUAUUUUUCUUAUUAAUUAAGCAUUUGCAUUUGAAAAUAUUCCCCAAGCAGAAAUUAAUGACAAAACAAAAAUCACUGAAGAUAUUUGUAUAUAUAUUUUGCUAAAUAGCAUCUGCUCUUUACACUCAAUCUCACAACCCAAAUUUAUCUUCUGAAGCCCCUGAAAGUCUCUCGUGGGCCAGAUGAGAGGAGAGACUCCUACAAGUUCAUUUAUUUCAUUAGACCUCAGGGGUGGGCCCGAAACUAAUAAACAGUUCAGAGACAGACUUUAUAAUCAUCAGAUCCAAAUGUAUCCAUCUGGUGCCCCGCAAAUUCCCUAAUAUGUUCAAGGUUUCCCACAUCUGUAUCCUACAAUGACAGUUAUAUCUCCAGGCAGCCACUUUCUUAAGACACGAGAAAUUCUUAUUUAAAAAACUUGUUGCUUUCAUUUAAGGAAAUCUGCUGAUGUGGUAGGUGCUGUGUAAGAACUUACCACCUUACUAAAGAGCUGAGAAGAGAUCUAGGUUGAUUAAUCUUAUAUGUUAUGGGAGCAGGCUCCUUCACUGAAAUAAAAAUUAAUUACUUUAAACUUAAAAAAACAUUUUCUUCAGCCAUCGGCCUCACAUAGUCUUUCUGAUUGUUAGAGCAAUAUUUAUGUAUUGAAAAACUGUAGAGUUUUUUGCUCAAAAAUGGAGGCAAAAUGUAAAUUUUCUGUGUUUUUACAAAUUUAUGUUGAUAGAAUUUCCUGUUAAUUUCACCAAAUAGUAACUGUAAGAGGAAAAUUUUUGUACUAUACCAAAACUUUCAAUAUUCAGAGAUCCCAGAAAUACAAAUGCACAAUGGUAAGUUAAAGACAAAAUGGAAACGUUAACUGUGAAUGUCAUAACUUUAAAGUUUUAACCCUAAGAUUACAAAUAAUAUAGAUUUUUCUGUUUGGUAUUUAAAAUUUGCUGCCUUGCUGGAAAAGUUGUUAAAAAAAUAUUAUAUUUUUAAUUUAAGACCUUACCUACUUGUUUUUCAAAUGAAAAAAAACACAUCCAUUCAGCUUUUUACUCAGCUCUGUUCAAACAAUAUACUGGGAAUAAUGAAGACACUGAAGUGCAGGUUAUUUGCUUUUUCCUUUUAUUGGGGUGCCUAAAGACACAAGUAUAUAAGGCCUUGUCUACACUGGCAAGUUUCUGCACAGUAAAGCAGCUUUCUGCUGUGUAACUCCCGAGGUGUACACACUGCCAAGCCACUUAGUGCGCAGAAACUAAGAGACGAGAGGCGUACAGCUUUCUGUGCCAGGGCUACAGCACCUCAGUGCCAGUGUACACACCCUGGUUGAUUACAGUGCUGCGAUUGGCCUCCGGGAGGUGUCCCACAAUGCCUGAUCUCGCCUCUUUGGUCAUCGGUUUGAACUCUACUGACCAGCUCUCAGGUGACCAGCCAUGAGCCCCACCCCUUAAAUUCUUAGGGAAUUUUGAAAGUCCCAUUCCUGUUUGCUUGAUGACAUGUGCAGUGGUCUUAGCACAUCUUUCCGGUGGCCAUCCCUGCUCCAUGCACCAGGCAAUCCCCCGCUUGGAGCAAUGCCGAGCUGCUGGACCUCAUCGGCAUUUGGGGAGAGGAGGCUGUCCAGUUCCAGCUGCACUCCAGCCAUAGGAAUUAUGAUACCUAUGGACAGAUUUCAUGAUGCAUGACAGAAAGGGGCCAUGACUGGGACACACUGCAGUGCAGGGUCAAAGUGAAGGCACUACGGAAUGCCUACUACGAGGAGCAGGAGGCAAACCGCCGCUCCAGUGCUGCGCCCACGAGCUGCUGGUUCUACAAAGAGCUGGACGUGAUACUCGGUGGUGACCUCACCUCCACUGCGAAAGCCACUGUGGAUACUUCGGUGGCUCGCGUGCCAGUCGAGAGUGGACCGAGCCAAGAGGAGGAAAUCUUGGACGAGGAUGUCGAGGGCGAGGGAGACCCAGAAGCAGAGGACGACUCGGAGGUCAGAGAUGCAUGCAGCCAGGACCUCUUCUCUAUCCCAGAGGAGGCUAGCCAGUCACAGCUGUCGGAGGUUGGCAAAGCACAAACAGGAGAGGAGGCCCCUGGUAUGACCAUGGGAGCCCAGUCUCCCUCUUUGUUAUCGCUGGUUGAAUGGCUGCGCAGAAUUAGAAAGCAGCCACGAAGAGCUAAGGAGGACUUUUUGCAUGAUGUCAUGAUGCACUCCGUGGCUGAGAAGCAGAAAUUGAAGGAGUGGCGGGACUGCGAGAAGAGGGACCAAAAGGAGAACGUGGCACACCAGAAAGAAGCCACUGAGUGGCUCUUAAACCUUAUGGAGCGCCAAGUGGACAUGCUCCAGGCACUACUAGCGCUGCAAACCAAGCAGCUCCGCACCCGCCCUCCCCUGCAGCCGCUAUCACAAUACUCUUUCCCAUGGAUUCCCCAGUCACCACCAACACACUCUUAUCAACCUCCUGGCUCCAGUCUGUACCUGCUGCAUUCCACUCCUGCCCCAUCACAGUCCAGCACUGCGGACUCCCCGUACUCACUUCACUCAACAUCCAUCCCUCUGCAGUUUAGCCUUGCUGAAGUACAGUACCUGCUGCACUGUACUCCAGAGGAGAAGGUUGGAUAUGAUCCCUGGACAUAAACAAAUAUUUAAC